Messenger RNA from Aspergillus fischeri NRRL 181, 480 nucleotides. RefSeq lists its product as uncharacterized. The record is from RefSeq and is a predicted model, not a curated record. The coding region runs from base 1 to 480 and encodes 159 amino acids. The transcript has a single exon. NCBI's taxonomy places the organism in Eukaryota, Fungi, Ascomycota, Eurotiomycetes, Eurotiales, Aspergillaceae.
AUGAGCCCACUGCGGACACUGGCCGGUGGACCGACUCGUUCCAUCUUCUCCAGUACCUCCCCGCCAAGCCGAUCCAUGACGCAACCGACGUCAUCUUCGAUCUACCGGAUCCAGAUCUUGCGCCUCGUGAAGAUCCCCACCGGCACCGAGAAUACUCCGGCACCUAAAGUCAGGGUCCAAGCACCAUCUCAGUCACCUUAUCGGCCGAUGUGGUUCGGCAGCUGGAAUUGCAACUCCAGCUUGACAGCGGCAAGUGCAUCUCCGUCGAUCUGGGGCAGGUCGCGGGCCAUCGCUACACCUUCAGGCAUGCAGCAUCAGCAACACCAACAGUGCAACAUCAGCCAAGUCCAGCGUAAUCCACGACGCAAUCUCCGUCCUGGAAGCCAGGGACGGAUACAGUCUCGUUACUGCUCAUGGCGGGCUGCAUGUGAUUCCGUGCACGACCCAGUGGUUACUCUACCGCUACUGGGGAAGAUCUGA